UGCACCUGGUCCCGGAAAUGAUGGAGCACCCCGCUGGUUCCCCGCGUGUGUAGUGUGUUGUGGUGGAGCCAACAUGGCGGCUCCUCUGGAAGUGAUAGUGAGCAGCGACUCCGGGUCUCAGCUCUGGAACAGCACCGUGUUCGACCUGCACAGCGGCUCCAGCCUGCUGUCUUACCGGGGAGGGAACAGCGCGGCCCGGACACUGACCGUCCUCAGCGGGCAGUACCUGCUGUCCGCCCAGGUGGCCAAGAACUUCAUCAACGUGUGGGAAAUCCAGAGGAAGGAUCAGCUGCAGCAGAAGAUCGUGUGUCCAGGUGUGGUCACCUGUCUGACCGCCUCACCUAACGGGCUCUUCCUCACUGCCGCCAUCGCUGAGGCCAUUUACCUGUGGGAGGUGUCGACAGGUAAGCUGCUGUGUGUCCUCAGUCGUCAUUAUCAGGAUGUCACCUGUCUGAAGUUCACAGAUGACAGCAGCCAUUUUGUCUCUGGAGGAAAAGACAACAUGGCUCUGGUGUGGAGCCUGUCCAG
Messenger RNA from Micropterus dolomieu (smallmouth bass), 528 nucleotides. Its product is annotated as WD repeat-containing protein 18-like. Gene Ontology annotation, molecular function: protein binding. Gene Ontology annotation, cellular component: nuclear pre-replicative complex. The record is from RefSeq and is a predicted model, not a curated record. Gene Ontology annotation, biological process: DNA-templated DNA replication; rRNA processing. Lineage: Eukaryota; Metazoa; Chordata; Actinopteri; Centrarchiformes; Centrarchidae.